This is a messenger RNA of Paracoccidioides lutzii Pb01, 4587 nucleotides long. Its product is annotated as pleiotropic ABC efflux transporter of multiple drugs. The record is from RefSeq and is a predicted model, not a curated record. Gene Ontology annotation, cellular component: membrane. The transcript is spliced from 6 exons. Gene Ontology annotation, biological process: transmembrane transport. Gene Ontology annotation, molecular function: ABC-type transporter activity; ATP binding; ATP hydrolysis activity. The coding region runs from base 1 to 4587 and encodes 1528 amino acids.
AUGGCGGGCGAUUCGCCGCAAUCUUCAUUUCACGAAGAUCCAGAAUACCUUCCGAACGUGAAGGCAAACGAUUGCAAUGACGAUGAAGAUGAAUCAAACAAUGGUGAUUCUUCUUCUAACGAGGAUACCAGGUUUAAUCUCAUUCGAACAUUAACCAGAGACCGAAAUACAGAGCUCUCGAGAAUAGCCUCCGUCUUCUCCCAUGCCGACGAGCAUUCCACUGCUACUGACUCCCUAGCACGGAUAGAUACCCUUGCUGGCCUCCAACUCGGAGAUGCCGUGCUGAACCCAUCCAGCCCGCAGUUCGACUUUUACAAAUGGGCCCGCAUGCUUAUGAAGCUGAUGGAGGAGGAUGGGCUCAAGAGACGACGGACCGGCAUCACCUUCAGGAACCUGAGUGUCUACGGUUCCGGGCCCGCGCUGCAGCUGCAAAGCACCGUCUCCACACCGAUCAUGGCACUCUUCCGGUUCCAAGAGACGUUUGGGGUUGGGCGGAAGACACGCAAGCGGAUCUUGAACAACUUCAAUGGAGCGUUGAGGGAGGGGGAGAUGCUUGUCGUGCUGGGGAGGCCCGGGAGUGGAUGCAGCACCUUUCUCAAGACCAUAUGUGGAGAAACACAUGGGCUUGAGCUGGGCAAGGAGGCCUCGGUUCAAUACAACGGUAUUCCCCAGACAACGUUCAAGAAGGAAUUUCGCGGCGAAGCUGUGUACAGUGCGGAGGAUGAGAAACAUUUCCCCCAUCUUACAGUUGGACAGACGUUGGAGUUUGCUGCUGCUUGUCGGACUCCUUCUGCAAGAGUGAUGGGCAUGGAGAGGAAGGAGUUCUCUCACCAUAUUGCAAGGGUGGUCAUGGCCAUUUUCGGCUUAAGCCAUACCGUCAACGCCAAAGUUGGUGAUGACUACGUCCGAGGCGUCAGUGGCGGCGAACGCAAACGUGUCAGCAUUGCGGAGCUUGGGCUCUCUGGCGCACCGGUAGUCUGCUGGGACAAUUCAACCAGGGGGCUUGACUCAGCUACAGCUCUUGAGUUUACCAAGGCGCUGCGAAUCGCCUCUGAUGUCAUGGGAGCUACACAGGCCGUUGCCAUCUACCAGGCCAGCCAGGCAAUCUACGACUUGUUUGACAAAGCUGUUGUUCUCUACGAAGGGCGCCAGAUCUACUACGGUCCCGCUAACUCAGCCAAGAAGUAUUUCGAAGACAUGGGCUGGUAUUGCCCGCCCCGCCAGACAACUGGCGAUUUCCUCACCUCUAUCACCAACCCGAUGGAGCGGAGAGUCAGGGACGGGUUUGAAUCCAAAGUUCCCCGAACCGCCCAUGAGUUUGAGACGUAUUGGCGCAACUCGCAGCAAUUCAAGGACAUGCAGGCUGAAAUUGAGCAGUGCGAGGAUGAACAUCCCGUUGGCGGGCCGGCGCUGGGAGAAUUGCGCGAGGCCCACAACCAGGCGCAGGCAAAGCACGUUCGCCCGAAAUCACCGUAUACCAUAACCAUACUUAUGCAGGUGAAGCUGUGUACUACCCGUGCCUACCAGCGCCUGUGGAAUGAUAAAGCAUCGACGAUUUCCAGGGUGAUGGCGCAACUGAUCAUGUCUUUGAUUAUCGGCUCGCUCUACUUUAACACGCCACAAGUUACCAGCAGUUUUUUCUCGAAGGGUUCGGUUUUGUUCUUUGCUAUUCUGCUCAAUGCAUUGCUUUCUAUUUCUGAAAUUAAUACGCUUUACUCCCAACGCCCUAUCGUCUCCAAACACGUAUCAUACGCCUUAUACUAUUCCUGCGUCGAAGCUUUUGCAGGGAUCGUUUCCGAUAUUCCCAUAAAGUUGAUAACUAGCACUGUCUUCAACCUAAUCAUCUACUUCCUCGGAGACUUGCGACGGCAGGCGGAUCAUUUCUUCAUUUUCUUCCUUUUCACUUUCAUCACCAUGUUAACUAUGUCUGCAAUAUUCCGGACGCUUGCCGCUGCGACGAAGACAAUUUCCCAGGCUCUCGCAUUCGCGGGAGUCAUGGUUUUGGCUAUUGUCAUAUAUACGGGUUUCACAAUUCAGCGGUCAUAUAUGCGCCCAUGGAUGGAAUGGAUAAGCUGGAUUAAUCCUGUGGCAUAUGCAUUCGAAGCUAUCCUGGUAAACGAAGUACAUAACCAACGCUACGCAUGUGCACUGAUUGUCCCGCCAUAUGGAGAAGGAAUGAACUUCCAGUGUCCAAUUGCCGGGGCGGUGCCAGGCGAGAGAUCGGUGUCCGGCGAUGCUUGGGUAGAAUCGCAAUAUGGCUACAAGUACUCCCAUAUCUGGCGGAAUCUCGGCUUCAUCUUCGCAUUCCAGGUCUUUUUCUACGUGGUGUAUCUUACUGCGACGCAGCUGAACACUGCCUCAGCCUCGACCGCAGAAUUUCUUGUUUUCCGCCGCGGUAAUGUUCCGAUAUAUAUGCUGAAACAAGACGAUGAAGAGAAUGGCAAAGCAGCUCCUCCUGCUGCUGCUGCUGCUGCUGCUGCUGCUGCAGCUGCUGAGGCUAAUUCCAAGAACGAAGAAGAUAAAACCAACGUCCUUCCCCCUCAGACUGACGUUUUCACAUGGAGGAAUGUAACUUAUGACAUCACGAUUAAGGGAGAGGAUAGAAGGAUCCUUGACCACGUUUCUGGUUGGGUUCGACCCGGUACACUUACGGCACUGAUGGGCGUCUCUGGAGCUGGCAAAACUACCCUGCUCGACGCGCUCGCGCAACGCAUUUCUUUCGGAGUUAUCACGGGGGAUAUGUUUGUCAAUGGAAAGCCCCUUGACCUAUCCUUCCAGCGCAAAACUGGCUACUGUCAACAGCAAGAUCUACAUCUCGAGACAAGCACGGUACGCGAGGCACUGCGCUUUUCAGCAAUGUUAAGACAGCCAAAGAGCGUUUCCAAGCAGGAAAAAUACGAGUUUGUUGAAGACGUGAUUAAGAUGUUGAACAUGGAGGAUUUUGCGGAAGCGGUUGUUGGUAACCCUGGUGAAGGACUCAAUGUUGAGCAGCGGAAACUUCUCACCAUCGGGGUUGAACUGGCUGCAAAACCGCAACUACUGCUCUUCCUUGACGAACCAACUUCCGGCCUUGACUCACAAAGUGCAUGGGCGAUUGUUACUUUUCUCCGGAAGCUUGCUGACCAUGGUCAAGCUGUGCUCUCCACGAUCCACCAGCCGUCCGCGGUGUUGUUUCAAGAGUUCGAUAGACUGCUGUUGCUGGCGAAAGGUGGUAAGACGGUCUAUUUUGGCGAAAUUGGGAAGAACUCUGAGACCAUGCUCAAUUACUUCGCGACCCAUGGUGCUGAGCGCUGCCGUCCUGACGAGAAUCCAGCAGAAUACAUGCUGAACGUUGUGGGGGCGGGUCCUAGUGGUAUGUCGAUGCAGGAUUGGGCGGCGGUGUGGAAUAACAGUCAAGAAGCGAAGCAGGUCCAGGAGGAAUUGGAUCGUAUACACGCGGAGAAGGCAGAGAAACACGAUCCUACGGCUGAUCAACAAGCCGUGACACAGGAGUUUGCGAUGCCCAUGACUUCGCAGAUCUACUACGUUACGUUUCGAGUUUUCCAGCAAUACUGGCGAACACCGACAUACAUUUGGGGGAAGUUUUUGUUGGGCUUCAUGUCUGCCGUCUUCAUAGGAUUCUCAUUCUACAAACAAAACUCUUCGUCCUCGGGGCUUCAAAAUACGCUCUUCGCGAUAUUCAUGUUGACAACAAUCUUCACGAGUUUGGUCCAACAGAUUAUGCCCCGAUUCGUCACCCAACGCUCCCUCUUCGAAGUCCGCGAACGUCCAUCACGAACCUACGGCUGGAAAGCCUUCCUCCUCGCAAACAUCAUAGUCGAAAUCCCCUACCAAAUCCUCCUAGGCAUCGUAGUCUGGGCAUCCCUAUACUUCCCCGUCUUCGGCAAGAACCAAACUUCAGAGCAGCAAGGCAUAUUCCUCAUCUACUCGGUCCAAUUCAUGAUAUUCGCCUCCACCUUCGCCCACAUGGUAAUCGCAGGGCUUCCCGAUGCAGAAACAGCCGGCCACAUCGCCACAACCCUAUUCAGCUUAUCCCUCACUUUCAACGGCGUCAUGCAACCUCCCCGCGCUCUCCCCGGCUUCUGGAUCUUCAUGUGGCGCGUCUCGCCUUUGACCUACACCGUGGGUGGUCUGGCCGCCACGGGCCUCCAUAACCGCAUCGUCAACUGCGCCGAGAACGAGUUCGCCAUCUUCGAUCCGCCCAGCGGUGCCACGUGCGGACAGUAUCUGGCGGAGUUCUUCGCUGCGGGUGCCCAGGGCCAACUGGAAGACCCGAACGCAACGCAGGGAUGCAGGUACUGCUCUUUGAGAAAUGCUGACCAGUUCCUUGCUGGCUCGGAGGUAUUCUGGUCACAGCGCUGGCGCAAUUUCGGGCUCGGUUGGGCGUAUAUUGGGUUUAAUGUGUUUGCGGCUGUCGCGCUGUACUACAUGCUAAGGGUGCGAACUUCGACGGGCAAGACUCGGAAACGGGCUAGUUUGGUGAAGCAUUAUGUGCGGUGGGUUGGGAGUUGGGUGCGGGCGCUGUUUACGACGAGGAUUGAGAAGACGCCCGAGGAAAAGGUUCAUGUGAAUGAUAGGAUUCUUUGA